AUGGGACUAAAGACUGGGUCCAGGUCAGGGGGCAGGACCCCUCAGAGAGCUGCUGGGACCCAAGGGGCUGGAGGGACAUUCCAGACCAUCCGGGCGAGGAGGGGGGACCGUCUCCUCAUCUCGCCCAUGUGGUCCUACCAGGUCCUUCCACUAAAACACUUGGCCAGAUCUGCGUUUGAACUCCACGCUGUCACGGUCACCAUUCCUAUCAAGCUCUCCAUUGUGGUGAUCUACCGUCCUCCAGGUCCCUUCCGUGACUUUUACGACGAGAUGGAUGCCCUCCUCAGCUGCUUUCCUGAGGAUGGCACCCCACGCCUGGGUGAGUUUCACCACUUGCUCCAAGAACUCCGCCUGGAUGACGGCCGGUUUCAGCGGUACUUUCGACUGAGUCGGGCCAAGUUCGAUGACCUGCUAGCCCGGGUUGGUGCCAGGAUCUCCCGUCAGGACACCAACUACAGGCGCUCCAUAUCAGCUUCGGAGCGCCUGUCUGUCCGUCUCCGUACUCUGGCACAUGCUUUGUCCAAUGGACCAUGGAAGGGACUUUACUUGGCUGACGAGGACGCACCUCACCAGUAUCAGAGCAACAGCUGUGGGGUGUUUAUGCUGAUGGGGGACAUGCUCUCUAUCAGGAGGUGGUGGUUGGACAGCUGUGAGACCUUUAUGCUUGAAAGCCCUGCAGAACUAGCUGGCUCCUUCUCACCCUCUCCAUCUCCCCAUCUCAGUUACACCUUCCAAUCACUAAGCAGUGAAAGCCCUGCAGGACUAGCUGGCACACCAAGCUCACCCUCUCCAUCUCCCCAUCUCAGCCACACGCUCCAAUCUGGCACAACAGAGGACAGGCCAUUCUUACCAACCUAAGUCCUUCAGUAAAUUGUACAAGAGACGCUGAGACUGUACAUGGCGAUGCUUGGCGUGUUCAACAGGGUUUCAAACACAUUCCGAGAACUAAUCAAGCCUCUCCAUCAUUCCAUAUAUAUAAAUGACAGUUUGGCAGGGGACAUUAAGCUUAAUAAAGACAAUCUCAUCUACAUAACGGUUAGAAAGAUUUACAACAAUGCAGGCUGUGUCAGUGGCCUUGCGCUACGCCUCAAAGGCUUCUCAAAAAAGAAGAAUUGGCCAAGCGCACCCCUGGUACUGAGGCACGUUGCAUAUGGCAGGUUUGUCAUAAAAGAUGUCUGCCUAGCAUAAUGUUCUUUUAUUACUCCUUUUUCGUUUUAUUUGGGACGUCAUUUUUGCAAUCCCUU
Gadus chalcogrammus (walleye pollock) is the source of this 1244-nucleotide messenger RNA. RefSeq lists its product as uncharacterized. Lineage: Eukaryota; Metazoa; Chordata; Actinopteri; Gadiformes; Gadidae. The transcript has 8 exons. The coding region runs from base 1 to 858 and encodes 285 amino acids. The record is from RefSeq and is a predicted model, not a curated record.